AUGACUGGUGGUAUUUCUGAUUCUCUCCAAGCCAUUGGUGUUAAGUCAGUAGGUGAUAAUUAUACCUAUUGGGCAUAUGUCAUGAAGAAUUUUCUUCUUGGUAAAAAUGUUUGGACCUAUGUUAUUGGUGAAUCUUCCAUGCCCUCUGAUGUUAAACUUGAAAACUCUAAUGCGCUUCUCUCUACAUGGCAAGUCACUAACGCCAAGAUUGUUACUUGGAUCAACAAUUCUGUGGAUCAAUCGAUUGGUAUUCAUUUUGGAAAGUUUACUACUGCCAAAGAAAUUUGGGAUCAUCUCUCUCAUCUCUAUGUUGAGUCUAAUUUUGCAAAACAGUAUCAGUUAGAACGUAAGAUUCGGGCUACUUCUCAAGGUGAUAAGAGUAUCCAAGAGUUUUAUUCUGUUACGACUGGGUUAUGGGAUCAAUUGGCCUUUACGAAGCUUAAGGCAUUAAGUACUCAUACAGAGUAUUGUACUUAUUGUGAGGAGCAGCGUUCGGUUCAGUUUCUUAUGGCACUUAGAGCUGAUUUUGAAGGACUGUGUGGUACCAUUCUUCAUUGUAGUCCUCUUCCCACUAUUGACUCUGUUGUGAAUGAAUUGUUAGUUGAAGAAAUUCGUUUCAAGGGCAUUCUAGGCAAAGAUUUACUUCCCUUACCGAGUCAGACUGUUCUAGUCAUCCCUUCUAGUAAUCAGAGUCGCUCAUCCGUUCACACACCACUAGAUGAAUGUAGUUUUUGUCAUCAAAAAAGUCAUUGGAAGGCUCAAUGUCUUCGACUUACUGGACGUCCUCAUUCUGGUUCGUCCUUAUCUUGGAAGAAGGGUAAUGAUCACUCCUCUAUGUCGCCGAUGCCUUGGAAAAAGGGUUGGAACUCCAUACUGCAGCCACCAUUCCCUCCCUAG
Messenger RNA from Camellia sinensis, 897 nucleotides. The record is from RefSeq and is a predicted model, not a curated record. NCBI's taxonomy places the organism in Eukaryota, Viridiplantae, Streptophyta, Magnoliopsida, Ericales, Theaceae.